Aureobasidium pullulans EXF-150 is the source of this 2145-nucleotide messenger RNA. RefSeq names its product alcohol oxidase. The record is from RefSeq and is a predicted model, not a curated record. Gene Ontology annotation, biological process: secondary metabolite biosynthetic process. Lineage: Eukaryota; Fungi; Ascomycota; Dothideomycetes; Dothideales; Saccotheciaceae. Gene Ontology annotation, molecular function: oxidoreductase activity, acting on CH-OH group of donors; flavin adenine dinucleotide binding. The transcript has a single exon. The coding region runs from base 222 to 2075 and encodes 617 amino acids.
UUUCUAAAGAUCGGGGUAAAGCCUUGGGAUUUACGCCAUCACCUGGAGUCUAUCUUGAUCUUUCUACCGUUUCCGUCGUCAUUGGUGAGUUUACUCCAUAUCGUAAGUUGUUUGAUUUGGAAGAGUGGUCGAGCUUCGUCAUGACAUAUUCUUCUUUUUGCGUAUAUGUAUUUGGGGGAGCCUCAAUGUUCAUUUGAGCUGUUGCGACCACGAGAUUCGACAUGUUCUUCACUCGGCAAUUUCUCUUCGCCCUGGUGGCAGGCGUGAGGUCUGGCCUUGCGGAUUCUGCAUCGACUUACUAUGGCACUCCCUUCGAUAUUGGAAAUGGCGAUUCUUUCGGUAUACCUGGAAAUGCAAGUUUCGAUUACGUUGUCGUCGGUGGUGGUGCCGCCGGUCUUGCGGUAGCAAUGCGUCUGGCUGAGGAUAACACACACACAGUGGCUGUAGUGGAAGCUGGAGGAUUCUAUCAGCUCGAAGCCGGCAACAAGAGUGUAACGCCUGCUUACAAUUCUGAGUUUGCAAGCAUUAAUAAUCCGCUAUCGGAUCCUUUGAUAGACUGGGGCUUUGUUACUACACCGCAGCCCGGAGCGAACAACCGGACUUUGCACUAUGCUCGAGGAAAGACUUUGGGUGGAUCUUCUGCACUCAACGCCAAUGUGUAUAACCGUGGCACAGUCGCCUCUUACCAGGAGUGGGCAGAUCUUGUUGGAGACGACUCGUACACCUUUGACCAGUGGUUGCCAUACUUUGCCAAGGGUGUCAACUAUACAGUGCCGAAUGGCAUCAGAGCGGCAAAUGCAACCGUGCCUCAGCCCUCAUCUGAUGCGCUUGAUUUCAGCCCCACUGGAGGACCGCUGCGUGUGUCCCAUUCGAACUUUGCAUUACCGUUCUCAUCGUGGGCCCAAAAAGCAUUCCAGUAUCUCGGAUUUGCCAAUAUCACAACUUUCAGCAAUGGCCAACUUUUGGGAUCUCAAUAUGCUCCUCAAGCCCUGAACCCAAUCUCCAACGAGCGCGAGACAUCCGCGACAUCUUACCUGGAUGCCGCUUUGAACAGUAAUCGCACGAAUUUGAAGGUGUACACGCACUCCCUAGCUCUCCAGGUUCUGUUCUCGGAGAACAAGACUGCAACAGGCGUGCUAGUACGCAGUGGAAGACUUGACUAUGUGUUGACUGCUCGCAAAGAAGUUGUGCUCUCUGCUGGUGCCUUCCAGUCGCCUCAACUGCUAAUGGUUUCUGGUAUCGGACCCGCCGCACAACUUCAACAGCACAAUAUCUCCGUGGUUGCUGAUCGCCCUGGUGUUGGCCAAAACAUGUGGGAUCACGUCGAUAUGGAAGUCACAUACAAAGUCGACGUGGUUGGUUUCAACACUCUCAAAAACGAGACAUACAAUCAAGAGCAGCUCGAUGGCUUCCAUACCGUACCUGCAGUGUCAAUGUACGGUUCCUAUGGCGCUGAUUAUAUUGGCUGGGAAAAGCUUCCUGACAACUACCGCGCCAACAUGACCUCGACCGCACGCGACCAACUUGCCACCUUCCCCUCGGACUGGCCAGAAAUUGAGUACGAAGUCGCUUCCAUCUACGAAUCAGACUUCCACGGCUAUGGAACAUUCGUCGUCAUUCCUGUCAGCCCCCUCUCCCGUGGCUCGGUCUCUCUGCAAUCAAAUUCGAUGCUCGACCCUCCUAUCAUCGACCCACAAUGGUUGACCAAUCCAGCCGACGUCGAACUAGCCAUUCAAGCAUUGAAACGAGCGAGAGAGAUCCUCGCAUCUCCUGCUCUCGCACCCAUCAGACUAGGCAGUGAAGUCGCACCCGGCGAGUCGGUCGUCACGGACGCACAAAUUCUUGAAUACAUCCGAAACACCUUCUUCAUGAAUUGGCACGCAGCGGCAACUUGCAAGAUGGGACGCACCAAUGAUACCAUGGCUGUUGUGGAUAGUAAGGCACGUGUUAUUGGAGUUGAGAAUUUGCGUGUUGUUGAUGCUUCGGCGUUUGCGCUGUUGCCUCCUGGUCAUCCUAUCUCGACUGUGUAUGGAUUGGCUGAGAAGAUCAGUGCGGAUAUUGUUGCCAAUCGUUGAGAGAUUUGCACACCCAACUGUGUAUGUAGAGAGAGCAUUUCACGAAAGAUUGACAGAUAGAACUUACAGC